Messenger RNA from Anopheles coustani, 1870 nucleotides. It is a transcript of the gene Hexo2, whose product is annotated as chitooligosaccharidolytic beta-N-acetylglucosaminidase. Gene Ontology annotation, molecular function: beta-N-acetylhexosaminidase activity. The transcript has 4 exons. Gene Ontology annotation, biological process: carbohydrate metabolic process; glycosaminoglycan metabolic process; ganglioside catabolic process. The coding region runs from base 1 to 1569 and encodes 522 amino acids. Gene Ontology annotation, cellular component: membrane. The record is from RefSeq and is a predicted model, not a curated record. NCBI's taxonomy places the organism in Eukaryota, Metazoa, Arthropoda, Insecta, Diptera, Culicidae.
AUGAAUUUCAACGGAUGGCAAUACAUGUUCCACCUUAAUGAGAAAAAUCACUCCAACGCAGUUGUAAGCUUCUUCAAUGAAAUACAACAUUACUUUUUUAAGAACAUCUACCAAGAAAGCAAGCACAUUUGCAGCCAGAAUGCUAGUUUGACAGUAAAAGUAAAUGUAUCUACAGAUGACACAAAAUUAACUUGGUCAACAUAUGAAGGAUACAAACUGAGUUUAUCAAUGGAUAGAUUGGAUGCUUCGGUUGCAAUGAUCGAAGCUGAAACAAUAUUCGGCGUACGUCACGCUAUCGAAACUUUAUCACAGCUUAUGGUAACAGUUAGAAACGAAAUCGGAAAUAAAACAUGUUCCAUUUUAUAUUUAUUAAAAGAAGCUACUCUUCGCGACCAACCAGCAUAUGCUCAUCGAGGCGUAUUGAUAGAUACAGCUAGAAAUUACAUCCCAAUCAAAAUACUAAGGAAACAACUUGAAGCCAUGGCCUCAUGUAAAAUGAACGUACUUCACUGGCAUAUUACUGACACACAAAGCUUUCCGGUCGUGCUCGAACUUGUACCUGAAGCCAGCGCAUUUGGGGCCUAUUCUGCAGAGGCAAUCUACACCCAGAAAGAUAUUGAGGACUUGGCUCAGUAUGCAAAGUAUCUGGGAAUUCGUAUUAUACUAGAAUUCGAUGCACCUUCACACGCCGGUAAUGGAUGGCAAUGGGGCCCCUCGCGGGGCUUAGGCGAUUUGGCGUUGUGCAUCAAUCAACAACCAUGGCGUAGCUUUUGCAUCGAGCCACCUUGUGGGCAACUAAAUCCAGCAAACCCUAACAUGUAUAAUGUUUUGCAGCAACUGUAUUGGAACUUCGCGUCCAUGAAUAAUGAAGAAGAUAUAUUACAUAUGGGUGGCGAUGAAGUUUUUUUUGGUUGUUGGAACGCAUCGGAAGAAAUCGUAAAUUACAUGCGAGAUCGUGGUAUAGGUCAAACCGAUAACGGUUUUCUAGAGCUGUGGAACGAGUUUCAAAAUAAAUCGCUUCAACUUUGGGACAAUGCGCGGUUCCAGUCUAACCCAAAUACUAAAGAAAACUUUAUUCCUGCACCUGUUAUUUUGUGGUCUAGCCAACUUACAGAGCCAUCUGUAAUUCAACGGUUUUUGGACAAGAGUCGAUAUGUAAUACAAACGUGGCUCCCUUCCGAAAGUGAAAUUCCUAGAGCCUUACAAAGUCUCGGAUAUAAACUCAUUAUUUCAACGAAGGAUGCAUGGUAUCUCGAUCAUGGCUUUUGGGGACAAACAACUUACUACGCAUGGAAAAAAGUGUAUCAAAAUCAGCUUCCUGAAGGAAAAGGGAUUUUAGGAGGCGAAGUAUGUGUCUGGACCGAGUACAUAGAUGAACAUUCUGUUGAAGGACGAAUCUGGCCACGAGCAGCUGCAGCCGCUGAGCGCUUGUGGUCGAAUCCAGCAUCGAAGGCAUCGGACGCUGAGCCACGUUUUUUUCGACACCGUAACCGCCUUAUAUCUCGCGGAUUGAAUCCAGAAGCGGUAGCGCCUAAAUGGUGCGAACAGAAUGAAUACGAAUGUCAAUAAUGUUAUAAGGAAUGUAAAGAUAGAAUAGACUAUAACGAUCACUAAUGUUUGAUUCGAUAAAGCUAAAAUAUGGUUUAAAUCAUGGUUGUAGAAUCAAUUGAAUAGGUGAACAUCGAGUGGAUAGGUAGAGUGAAUUAGGGUAGAAAUUAUCAUGUAUUUUUUGAUCAUAUCUUACAUAUCUUACUUUCCAGCACUGGGCAUCAGUAGAUUUAUGUUGUUGUAAAGGAAAGGUAUUUGAAUUCUUCAAUAGCCAAUCUAGCUUCCUACAGGUGAAAUAAAAAAUAAAAAAUAGUGAAUGUUU